ACUAAUCAUUCAAUUAGUAAUAUAUCUAAGAAGAAAGAUUAAGAGUAAUAUGAGAGGUUCAGGACAGCCGAGGCAUUGGCCUCGACUGGUUUAUGCCAUAGCGUUUUGUCUCGUAGCUACUAGUGUGAUUGCUGAUAAUUACUACAAGCCUUAUGUUUACGCUUCUCCGCCACCGCCGAAGCAUGUUGUUACCCAUCCUUACCUUUACAAAUCACCACCACCACCAAAGUAUGUUGAAGAUCCUCAUCCUUAUCAUUACAAAUCACCGCCACCACCUAAGCACGUGAGGCACCCACCAUACCACUACAAGUCCCCACCUCCACCCUCUCCGUCGCCUCCUCCUUCUUAUGUUUACAAAUCACCGCCACCACCUAAGCAUGUGAGGCACCCACCAUACCACUACAAGUCCCCACCUCCACCCUCUCCGUCGCCUCCUCCUUCUUAUGUUUACAAAUCACCGCCACCACCUAAGCAUGUGAGGCACCCACCAUACCACUACAAGUCCCCACCUCCACCCUCUCCGUCGCCUCCACCUCCUUAUGUUUACAAAUCACCACCACCACCUAAGCAUGUGAGGCACCCACCAUACCACUAUAAGUCCCCACCUCCACCUUCUCCGUCACCUCCUCCUCCUUAUGUUUACAAAUCUCCACCUCCUCCAUCCCCGUCACUACCGCCUCCAUAUUAUUACAACUCUCCUCCUCCUCCAUCUCCUUCAUCUCCCCCUCCUUACAUUUACAAGUCUCCUCCACCUCCUUCUCCAUCACCUCCACCUCCUUAUGUCUAUAAAUCACCACCACCACCUUCUCCAUCUCCACCUGCCCCCUAUGUCUACAAAUCUCCUCCUCCACCAUCUCCAUCCCCACCCCCACCCUAUGUGUACAAGUCUCCACCUCCCCCAUCACCGUCACCUCCACCUCCAUACAUAUACAAGGCCCCACCUCCACCAUCACCACCACCACCACCACCAUACAUCUAUAAGUCUCCACCUCCACCAUCGCCAUCACCACCACCUCCAUACGUUUACAAAUCUCCACCUCCACCAUCACCAUCACCACCACCACCAUACAUCUAUAAGUCUCCACCUCCACCAUCACCUUCACCACCACCCCCAUACGUUUACAAGUCCCCACCUCCACCAUCACCAUCACCACCACCACCAUAUGUUUACAAAUCCCCACCUCCACCCUCUCCAUCACCACCACCACCGUACAUCUAUAAGUCCCCACCUCCACCAUCACCAUCACCACCACCACCAUAUGUAUACAAGUCCCCACCUCCACCAUCACCUUCACCACCACCCCCAUACGUUUACAAGUCCCCACCUCCACCAUCUCCAUCACCACCACCUCCUUAUGUUUACAAGUCCCCACCUCCACCAACUCCCUCACCACCACCUCCAUACGUUUACAAAUCUCCACCUCCACCUUCACCAUCACCACCACCUCCUUACGUUUACAAAUCCCCACCUCCACCGUCUCCAUCACCACCACCUCCAUACGUCUAUAAGUCCCCACCUCCACCAUCGCCAUCACCACCACCUCCUUACAUUUACAAGUCCCCACCUCCACCAUCACCAUCUCCACCACCACCAUAUGUUUACAACUCUCCACCUCCACCAUCACCAUCCCCACCACCUCCAUAUGUUUACAAAUCUCCUCCUCCACCAUCACCAUCCCCACCACCUCCAUAUGUUUACAAAUCUCCUCCUCCACCUUCUCCCUCACCUCCACCUCCUUACAUUUAUAAGUCUCCUCCUCCACCUUCUCCCUCACCUCCUCCUCCAUAUGUAUACAAAUCACCUCCCCCACCAUCUCCAUCUCCACCACCUCCAUAUAUUUACAAGUCACCACCUCCACCAUCUCCAUCACCACCUCCUCCAUAUAUUUACAAAUCCCCACCUCCACCAUCACCUUCGCCACCACCUCCAUAUGUUUACAAGUCUCCACCACCACCAUCCCCGUCACCACCACCUCCUCCUCCAAAGCAUAUAAGCCACCCACCUUACGUGUACAAAUCUCCUCCACCUCCUCCUCCCAAAUACUACUAUAAGUCACCACCACCGCCAUCUCACAAGCCAUACGUCUACAGCUCACCUCCACCUCCUACAUACUACUGAACAUAACUACAUUUAUCUCAUCUUAAUCUCGUGGAAAAAUAUUUAACGUGGUUAUAUUUGAGUUGUAGAAAUUGUACUCCAGGAUUAUUUCCAUUAAUAUUCAUGUUCAAUUUUUUUUGUACAAUAACAAAGGGUGUAAAUCCUCUCCGUGAAGUGUUAUUGAUUGUACUAUUUAUUUUAUGAAAUGAAAGCCAAUAAUAUUUUUAUA
Messenger RNA from Humulus lupulus (European hop), 2327 nucleotides. RefSeq names its product extensin-2-like. The transcript has a single exon. The record is from RefSeq and is a predicted model, not a curated record. Gene Ontology annotation, molecular function: structural constituent of cell wall. Bases 50 to 2119 code for a protein of 689 amino acids. Lineage: Eukaryota; Viridiplantae; Streptophyta; Magnoliopsida; Rosales; Cannabaceae. Gene Ontology annotation, biological process: plant-type cell wall organization.